This is a messenger RNA of Penicillium digitatum Pd1, 117 nucleotides long. NCBI's taxonomy places the organism in Eukaryota, Fungi, Ascomycota, Eurotiomycetes, Eurotiales, Aspergillaceae. The record is from RefSeq and is a predicted model, not a curated record.
AUGGCGUCCAACUAUACCUACUCAUUCUUUUGGGUCUCUAAGAUAGAUGGCAUCACCAUCCCCGCUCGGAAAUAUCGAGACCUACGCUUGAAGGCGCUGAAGACUUCAUCCGAUUAG